GUUGAUUGUUGAUCUGACGGCUGCAGUGUGAGGCUCGUUGCCUGACUUGUGCCAUCGCAUCGGGUUUUAGGGUUUGCUCCUCUCGCCGCCACCUCGCAAUCCAUCUCCUCCUCCCUUACCCUCUCCGGCGGCGGCAGCAACAGCUCCGGCUCACGCACAGCGAAGGAACAACAAGAUGGCGACGAUCGUGAACACGACGGAGGAGGAGCCGAUGCUGGCGGUGGUGCGCUUCACCGCCGAGCUCGCCUGGGCCGACGCGGGACCCGAGGUCGCUGACCCCGAGGUCACCCGCCUCUGUAUCGAGGCGCAGGAGCACAUCCUUGCCGGCCGAUGGCUCGACAUGGCCUCCCUCAUGCUCGCCUCCGCCGACCUCCUCCUCACCUCCCCGCCGCGCGUCCCGGACAAAGAUCUCGAGUGCAUCCUAUCCGUCAUCUGCAGCCUCGUUACCAAGGCCGGAUCCGAGGACGAGGCCCUGCAGAUCGCCGAGCUCAUCUGCGCCAAGCUCACCCAGCAGCCCGACGACAAGCCGGCCCUUCGCCUCAAAGUUCUCUUCAGCUUGUACAAUCUGCUCCCGAGCCCCUAUGGCAAGGCAUUUGUUUACAAGAAGGCUCUUGAACUCGCCACUGCCGGAAAGGCUGCCGAGUUCAUCAUCCCAUCUUUCAAGAACAUCGACAGCUUUGUCAGCGACUGGGGAAUUGGCAAUUUGGAGCAGAGGGAGCUGUUCCUCGCCGUCACCAAGAUCCUCAAAGACCAGAAGGGCAUGAGCAAGGAGUUUUUUAACUUUCUGAACAAGUACCUUGCCACUUUCAAGGGAUCAGAUGAUGACUCUGAUACAAUUGGUGAUGCAAAGGAAGAGGCUGUUGCGGCAAUCAUUGAGUUUGUCAAGUCACCUACUCUCUUUCAGUGUGAUCUGCUCAAUAUGCCAGCUAUUGCACAGCUUGAGAAGGAUGAAAAAUACCAAUUGGUUUAUGAGCUUUUAAAGAUAUUCCUUACUCAAAGGCUCGAUUCCUAUCUGGAGUUUCAGACUGCAAAUGCUACCUUGCUGAAAGAUUAUGGACUGGUUCAUGAGGAGUGCAUAACCAAAAUGCGGCUGAUGUCUUUGCUUGAUCUGAGCAGUCGCUGCUCUGGCGAUAUCCCUUAUUCUGCAAUCACAGAUGUACUCAGGAUCAAUGACGAUGAGGUGGAAUAUUGGAUUGUGAAAGCAAUUACCUACAAGAUAUUGGAUUGCAAGGUUGAUCAGCUUAACCAGACUGUUGUCGUCAGUCGGCAUACUGAGAGGAUCUUUGGAAUGCCACAGUGGCAGGGUCUGCGCACAAAGCUUGGAGUUUGGAGGGGAAACAUUGCCAGUGCUAUCAGCACAAUCCAAGCCAGCAAGGUCACUGAAGAGGGGACACAAGGGAUGCAAGGCUUGACGAUCCGCUGAUCGAAGCAGAGUUUCUGAAUUGCGAUUAUAGCUUGAGAGAUUAGAUGAGCAAUCGUUUUUUGUGAGACAAUUUGUAAUGUGAGCUGCUUAGAUCACCGUGACCAUGCUGUGUCUAGAUCUGGGUUGCAAUGGCAUGCGCUAAUCAACAUCAAACCAGCUGUUGCACAUGUACCAAGUUUUUUUUGAAAGGAUGGCAGAUUGUCAUGAUAAUUUUCCUUCAUUGCUAA
Messenger RNA from Phragmites australis (common reed), 1650 nucleotides. RefSeq lists its product as uncharacterized. The transcript has 9 exons. Lineage: Eukaryota; Viridiplantae; Streptophyta; Magnoliopsida; Poales; Poaceae. Bases 176 to 1423 code for a protein of 415 amino acids. The record is from RefSeq and is a predicted model, not a curated record. Gene Ontology annotation, biological process: cytoplasmic translational initiation. Gene Ontology annotation, molecular function: translation initiation factor activity. Gene Ontology annotation, cellular component: cytoplasm; eukaryotic translation initiation factor 3 complex.